AAUAUCGGAUCGAAUCGAUGGCGGCUUUAGAACAAUCCGACGCGAUCAACUAGUGCGAAUCGUGUGGCUGAGAAUUUUUGUUCGUUGCAGUAGGAAGUGAUAAUUUGAAAAGGAGGUUAUCAAGCAGGAAAUCAUCCAAAAAUACCAAAAAAAAUGACGGCUGACGAUUGCAUCUAAACUGCACACGAGUGCGCUGAUAAGCGGCAGGCAAUUUCGUAAACUCUUUAUUUUUGUGAUAAGUUGCUCGUUGUUGCAAAGAUAAUUGAAGCGAAUUGAUUGCAGUGUUCAACCAAAGCGUGCGAAUUGCAAGAGAUAUCAAGCGUGAUAAUUUCGCAAUCAAGUGAUGUAAUUAUAAUUGUGAGCAAAGUGACACCCGAAUAAAACAAAAGAAUUGAACGAGUGACGGGGACGGUGUUGUGACCCAUUUGUGACGUACCUUCGCGGGGAAAGUCCAGCUAAUUUGCCAAACGACACACAACAGCCGAACCCAAAUCAGGUCGCAAUGGACAUGACCAUUUCUUCGAAACUGCACAACAGCAGCAGUAGCAGCAACGGCGUUGGCAGUGCAUGUAGUUCCAGCAGUGGAGUUCCCGGAGAGCACAUCAAACGGCCCAUGAAUGCGUUCAUGGUGUGGUCCCGGGGACAGCGACGGAAGAUGGCUCAGGACAAUCCCAAGAUGCACAAUUCGGAGAUAUCGAAGAAUCUGGGAGCACAGUGGAAGCUGCUGACAGAAGGCGAGAAGAGACCGUUCAUCGAUGAGGCGAAGCGAUUGAGAGCCCUCCACAUGAAGGAACACCCAGACUAUAAAUACCGCCCCCGAAGGAAGCCCAAAACGCUGGUGAAAUCACCAACACCUGCCAACGCAGCCAGCACAUCCUCGUCCUCGGCAUCCUCCAAGGAGCCCCUCCGAUCACAAUCUCCCCAGAGCAAAUCACCCUACAACCCAUCACCCCUCAACACCCCCAUCAGCCUCCCGCCGGGAAUCUUCCCCUCCUAUCACUUCGCCUACGAUCUGCACCAGAAAGCGUUCUGGAAUCUCUACGCUCCGCACCUCCUCUCAACGAUGGUCCCAUCCUACAGCGUGCCCCCACAUUCUCCGCAUCCGUUGGCCUACAUCAAGCCCUCCAAAUCAUCACCACCUUCCCCGAUCGCACCUCCCUCGCCGAUACCGUCGAGCAAUGUCAUCUGACCAACACCGCUACGCUACAGCGCCGAACAUAGCGUCUAAGAUGGCACCAGCAUGUAGCCAUCGAAGGCCCCUCAAUCUCUGCUACCAGCUUGUUUCUGCUUUUCUAAAUAAAAAAAAUCAAAUUGAACGCAGAACAGCGAAUUUGAACUUAACUGUUAGUAUGUGAUAGCCCCGAAGGAGAACUGAAAUCUAAUUCAUAUCAUAUAAAUCUACGAUUUCUGCGAAGUGAAGGAAAACAUCCCCGGUGAAGUGAAGCAUUGAUUUUACAAUGACUUAGUUUCGUGUUACAAAAAUGAAAUCAAAAUUGUUACCGAUUAGUUGAAUUUAGUUUUCCCGUUUUAAAGCUCGAUCAAAAAUUACGUCUCAUUUUUCGUUCACCUUUAUUGAUAAGCGUGCAAUAGGUUAAACGUAUAAGUACUUAAACAAAGUGUAGCUCAUUAGUUUUUAAACGAUGUACAUAAUUUUCCAACUAUCAAAGGCAAUUCCUGAAUCAAUGUCUCAAAUACGAAAAAUCGUUAUCGAAACCUAAUAUGGUUGUUUGACAAGAAGGUAAUUAGAAAAUGCCAAAACAAUGAUCACUUGUGAACGUGCCAAAAAGGAAUACUGCACUCUUUGUUAGGGAAAGAUGAGGAAUAAGAAUGGUGACGUACGACGAAUUCAUCAUGAUUGAAAGAAAAUUAAUGCACAUAUAUACAUGUAUCUGUAAAACUUCCGAUGAGUUGGCUCACUGCUCAAUUGCUCAUUGAGUUUUUCUUUUAAUAAUAAAACCAACAGUAAUUAUGU
Molecule: messenger RNA, 1972 nt
Organism: Ochlerotatus camptorhynchus
Lineage: Eukaryota; Metazoa; Arthropoda; Insecta; Diptera; Culicidae
Gene: Sox21a
Product: Sox21a
Exons: 2
Coding region: 503-1189 (228 amino acids)
Biological process (GO): regulation of DNA-templated transcription; cell differentiation; anatomical structure morphogenesis
Molecular function (GO): RNA polymerase II cis-regulatory region sequence-specific DNA binding; DNA-binding transcription factor activity, RNA polymerase II-specific
Source: RefSeq, a predicted model, not a curated record